AUGAAAUUUUCUUUCCAAACUUCUCGUAUUGGCUUCAUUAUGCUCACAAUUUUUUUACUAGGAAUAAUGGUGACUGCUCAAAAAGGAGGACCAAGCACAAAAGAAACUUGUGUUGAAGCAUACCCAAACAAUACUGGAAAAUGUGAUCCUAAACAAUGUUCAGACGAAUGUAUCAAAAAGAGGGCAAAAGGAUCUUUUGCUAAGUGCCAAGAUAUAGGCAAAGGAGAUUUCCAAUGCAGAUGCUAUUAUUAUUGCCGUCGCUGA
This is a messenger RNA of Eruca vesicaria subsp. sativa (arugula), 264 nucleotides long. The record is from the annotation of a GenBank genome assembly. NCBI's taxonomy places the organism in Eukaryota, Viridiplantae, Streptophyta, Magnoliopsida, Brassicales, Brassicaceae.